Messenger RNA from Penicillium malachiteum, 777 nucleotides. RefSeq names its product TBP family protein. The coding region runs from base 1 to 777 and encodes 258 amino acids. NCBI's taxonomy places the organism in Eukaryota, Fungi, Ascomycota, Eurotiomycetes, Eurotiales, Aspergillaceae. Gene Ontology annotation, molecular function: RNA polymerase II general transcription initiation factor activity; DNA binding. The record is from RefSeq and is a predicted model, not a curated record. The transcript is spliced from 4 exons. Gene Ontology annotation, biological process: DNA-templated transcription initiation.
AUGGAUUCGCUUACGACUCACCCGUCGAACGCGCAGCAGGCUCGUGCCUUCACCUCUCCCUCGUCCCUCUCUUUCCCCGGUGGUGCGGGCGAUCUCACUCCUCCCGGCUCUGAGAAGGAGAUUCAGGGUGCAAACGCGAUGAACAGCCAAGGAGGAAAUGCCAUCCCAGGCAAUGGGGUGAUCCCCGCUACUCCCGCCACUCCUGUCGCGACUCCCGGCGCGACCACUGGAAGCAGUGGUAUCGUUCCUACCUUGCAAAACAUUGUGGCUACUGUCAAUCUGGACUGCCGUCUGGAUCUCAAGACUAUUGCUCUGCAUGCUCGCAACGCCGAGUACAACCCUAAGCGUUUUGCCGCCGUCAUCAUGCGUAUCCGUGAGCCCAAGACCACCGCUUUGAUCUUCGCCUCUGGCAAGAUGGUCGUCACUGGUGCCAAGUCCGAGGAUGACUCCAAGCUUGCUUCCCGCAAGUACGCCCGUAUCAUCCAGAAGCUCGGCUUCAACGCCAAGUUCACCGACUUCAAGAUCCAGAACAUCGUCGGCUCCUGCGAUAUCAAGUUCCCCAUCCGUCUGGAGGGUCUGGCUUCUCGCCACCACAACUUCUCUUCCUAUGAGCCCGAGCUCUUCCCUGGUCUGAUCUACCGUAUGAUGAAGCCCAAGAUUGUGCUCUUGAUCUUCGUCAGUGGUAAGAUUGUCCUGACUGGCGCCAAAGUCCGUGAGGAAAUUUACCAGGCUUUCGAGAUGAUCUAUCCUGUGCUCAACGAUUUCCGCAAGGUCUAA